Molecule: messenger RNA, 1536 nt
Organism: Aspergillus pseudonomiae
Lineage: Eukaryota; Fungi; Ascomycota; Eurotiomycetes; Eurotiales; Aspergillaceae
Product: M81 family metallopeptidase
Exons: 1
Coding region: 1-1536 (511 amino acids)
Source: RefSeq, a predicted model, not a curated record
AUGGCAAAGCGUCCUGUCAUUGCCGUUGCAGGAUUAGCCUGUGAAACGUCUACCUUCACCCCCUCGCGCACCCUUGCGCCUGCAUUUCAUCCCCGCAGGGGAGACGAGGUGAUCGAUGAAUACGAUUUCAUACAGGCGGGUACACCUCUAGGCAAUGCAGCGGAAUGGCAUGGUGCGUUAAUUGGCCAUGCAUUACCCGGUGGGAUGGUGACGCGUGAUGCCUUCGAGGAGCUGGCAGGAGAGAUUGUCGGGCGCUUAGGCAACAUUGUUGCGACUACAGAGGUCCAUGGUCUCUGGUUUGAUAUUCACGGUGCUAUGUGCGUGGAGGGCAUCGAUGACGCCGAGGUUGAACUUCUGCGACGGAUCAGGACCGUUACUGGUCCUGAUGUCAUUGUGUCGGCGUCUAUGGAUUUACACGGAAAUGUUUCUAGGGAAUUAGCCCACGGGUUGGACAUUUUAACAUGUUAUCGGACGGCUCCGCAUGAGGAUGAAUCAGAGACUAAAGAGCGAGCGUGUCGCAAUCUUGUUGACCUUCUUACGCAGUCUUCUGACCUCGCUGGAGGUCCGGUACGACCCCUCAAAGCGUGGAUUCCAGUGCCCAUCUUGCUACCCGGAGAGCAAACGUCUACGCGUAUUGAGCCGGCUAAGGGUCUUUAUGAGAUCGUGCCUGAAGUCGAGGCAGAACCCGGGGUGAUCGAUGCCGCGAUAUGGGUCGGAUAUCCCUGGGCCGACGAGCCACGGAAUCGCGGUGCCAUAGUUGUCACAGGGUGGGAUGAAACGGCCAUUACUGCUGGAGCGGAGCGUUUAGCAAAGAAGUUCUGGGACUCGCGCAAGGACUUCAAGUUUGUCGCACCAACAGGGUCUUUCAAACAAUGUAUCGAUACUGCGUUGGCCUCGCCUGCCCACCCUUUCUUCGUCUCCGGCUCCGGAGAUAACCCGACUGCGGGCGGUUCAGGCGAUGUGACUUGGGGACUGACGCGGCUACUCGGUCGAUCCGAGUUUAAAGGUCCUUCGGGACCGAAAGUUAUAUAUGCCAGUGUCCCGGGGCCGCAAGCCGUCCAAACAAUGGUUCAAGCAGGUGUCGGUGCUACUGUAACUGUUACAGCGGGAGCGGAAGUGGACCAUAUCCAUGCUGGCCCUAUCACCAUGACGGGACGCGUGCAUUCGAUCAAGCACGGCGACAAGGACGCCGUCAUCGAGGCAGUCUUGCAGGUUGGCAGUGUGUUUGCGAUUCUUACUCAGCUUCGCAAACCUUACCAUCACGAACGUGACUUUACUGAUCUCAAUCUGAAUCCUCGUGCUACGGAUAUAGUGAUCGUUAAAAUUGGAUACCUAGAGCCGGAACUGUUUGAUAUGGCUGCAGAUUGGAUGCUCGGGCUCACUCCUGGUGGUGUGGACCAAGACAUCAAGCGACUGGGGCAUAAACGCAUUCGUCGACCGAUGUGGCCUUUUGAUACUACUUUCCCGGAGCCUCCCGAUUUAACGGCGCGGAUCAUUGCGAAGUCUAAUGAACCGAUGGCUGGACCUGAACAGUGA